This is a messenger RNA of Uloborus diversus, 798 nucleotides long. RefSeq names its product protein trunk-like. The coding region runs from base 1 to 615 and encodes 204 amino acids. The transcript is spliced from 4 exons. NCBI's taxonomy places the organism in Eukaryota, Metazoa, Arthropoda, Arachnida, Araneae, Uloboridae. Gene Ontology annotation, molecular function: signaling receptor binding. The record is from RefSeq and is a predicted model, not a curated record.
AUGGCGGGGGUUUCUUACCUACGGAAGCAGCUACACAGGUACAUGUCAGUUGAACGUCCAAAGGAUUUCUACGCCAACGAGAGCAUGGAAGAAGAAGCCAUGGAUCCCUUGCCAAUGCACGUGAGGGAGGAUUACAUCCGCGAGCUGAGAGAGUACCAGGAUGUGGUGGAUCAGUUCCGUUUGUCCACAACUCAGGCAGCAGCUACCUUAGCACAGUCAUCUGCGAAGAGAAAUUCUCGGCAAAAGAGGUUUCUGCCUCGCAAUGCCAUUGUGGACGUGAAGACCGGAAAGACUCCCUGGACGUGUCCCUGGUACAUUCACUGGGUGGACAUGGGCUCCGACACCUUCCCUCGCUUCAUGCGGUCCGUGACUUGCAGCACAGCCACAUGUUGGUUCGGCCGGCUUACAUGCAGGCCCAAGGCAUUCGUCGUCGUCAUCUUGCGCAGGAAAAGGACCAGGUGCUGGGCAGACGAUGAACAGAUAGAGCAACUCUUCCCCAUGAGGGAGGUUCGGGGUGAGAGCAAGUUGCCACCGGAGUUGAAAGAAGAAUGGGUUUUCGAGGAGAGAGCUGCCAAUUUUUGCUGCGAGUGCAUUCUGGAGGCACCAGAAGAGUGAUGACGACGCCCUGUGGAAAGAAAAACAUUCAAGACUUUUGGAUCCCUUCCUCUGCAACCUGACUCACAGGAACUCUGUUGGGAAACGUUGGUGUAUAUGUGUAAUAUGUUUUUGCAAAUUGUUAAGUUUAGCAUUUACUGUAAAAGGAGUCUUGUGAAUAAUUUUACAUGUGCACGGUAAUUG